AGACCGCCCAAAGAGUCAAGUCGUGCGCCGGUAUCGUCUGGCAGCUGAAUGCUGUCUCAUUAACAUGUCUGCGACACAUUUCAAUUAAUUUCACAACGAAUAAUUAAGGAAAACAAACUGUUUAUUUUUAUUAAUAAUAAAAAUAGACUUUACAAAGUGUAUACAAGAAUCUCGGGAAAUUCUAUAAGUGUUUACUAUUCUAAGCCCGUAAUUUCAUUAUGGGUGUUAGAAAGCGCUGAUAAAAAGCAGAUGCACGCAAUUGGCUCCAGUCAUAUUCCUUAUCAGUAUCAAGUCGAGACAAUAUAAAUAUUGAGUUGGAUAAAAUAAUGUAUAUUACAAGCAUCACAACAAAUAACAGUUAUACAAAUACACGCAAUCCUGAGGUGUUGUUCUUCAAUAUAGGCGUUACAUAUACUAGUGACGCUUGAGGCAUAACAUUGACAUGUAACAGAAAGUUUCGAAGAUGGACCCGUGUAAAAUAGAACAUAAAAAUGUUGAAGAGGAGGAAAAUAAAGAAAACAUCGAUGAAUCUUCUCCUCUCAAACCAAAUGGAGAAGAAAAUGUCAAAAGUGAAAAAGAAGAAAAACACGAAGAAAAAAAUGAAGAAGUUAAGAAAAAGAAGCUCACAUUCAGAGAAAGGCUAAAAUUAAUAAAAGACAAUACAACGGUAGAGCCUAUAAUGGCCUGCUAUGUGAUGCCCAGUGUACUUGCAUCGUUAGCUAUACAGAAUUUAAAUUUAGAAAAAGCCUGCAGAGUCAACUUGAAUUACAGCACAGAAGUGUGUGACGCUUUGAAUUUGAGGCAGACAGAGAACUAUACUCUUGAAGAGCAAGCAGUACAGAAGCUGACAGCCAGUGUGGGAGUGUGGAAGAAUGUGGUGCAAACUUCUAUCCCAGUGCUACUUAUCCUUUUCGUGGGAGCCUGGAGUGAUAAGACGGGGAAGAGGAAAGCAUGUAUCAUGUUGCCUAUAGUGGGAGAAUUUAUAGCGUGUCUUGGGUUCAUUGUAAAUACAUAUUUCUUUAAUUGGCCUGUAGAAGUGUCUGCGUUUACUGAAGCAAUAUUUCCUGCUAUAACGGGUGGAUGGUUCACUAAUUUUAUUGGUGUCUUCAGUUACAUCGGAGAUAUUACUACAGAGGAAAAUAGGACUUAUAGAGUGGGCUUAGUAAAUAUGUUCAUGUCAUUAGGCUAUCCUAUAGGUAGUGCAUUAAGCGGUGUUAUGCUCUCCUGGGUUGGAUACUAUGGUGUGUUUUCCGUAUCAUCGUCUUUGUACUUAUUUAGUUUAAUAUAUGGGUACAAAUACUUGGAAGAUCCGAAGCAAAGAGCUGUAAAGAAAAUAGAAAACAAAAAAGACAAGAAAUGUUUCCUUCGAGAAUUCUUCGAUGUUGGUCUGGUGAUGGAAACCUUCAGGGUAGCUUUUAAACAAGGUCCUGGAAACAGGAGGCUACGAGUGUGCUUACUUCUCAUUGUAGUAUGCGUUGUAUUUGGACCAAUGCAUGGUGAAUUCACCGUGAUGUAUCUGUUUACAAGAUACAGGUUUAACUGGGAUGAAGUCCAGUACAGUAUGUGGUCUACUUACUCUAUCGUCACCAAUUUGAUGGGUACAUUCUUCUCCAUAACUUUAUUCAGUAACUACAUGAAGUUGGAUGACACGCUGCUUGGUAUCAUCUCCAACACCAGUAAGAUUGUCGCAGCCUUCGCGUACGCCUUUGCGAGAAAUGACUUGGAGAUUUAUUUAGCACCUCUACUGGAAAUAUUGAAUGGUACUUCGUUCAUUGCGAUGCGAUCUAUUGCUACAAAGCUGGUGGAUGGCGAAGAAUUUGGUAAAGUGAACUCCUUGUUCGGUUUGGCAGAAGCCACGAUGCCCCUGUUAUAUGGACCUCUGUACUCUAGGGUAUACAUGGCUACUCUUGACAUUCUGCCCGGAGCUGUAUUUUUAUUAGGCGCUGCUAUGACGUUACCUGCUAUUGCAAUAUUUGGGUGGUUGUAUUUUGAACACAAAAAGGAUAAAUUGAGAAACGAAGCGCUAAAAGAAGACAGAGAAAAGCAACAGACAGAACAAUUAAAAUAAAAACAUAAGAUAAUGAAGUUUUUAAAACUGUGGAAGAUGUAUUAGCUGGCUUUGAGCCAUUCGGAGUUGGUUUUUGCUUCACUAGAGGCGCUACUGCACCCUAAGGCCUAUAGUCCUAUAUAGUAUUUAUUUAAUUACGUCCAUUGGUCAGUUCUUGACAGCUAAGCUGUAAGUACCAAUAGGAUUUGACGUCUCACUAGCGCUCUCUGGUGAGUGAAAAACUAUUAUUAUGUUUUGUACUUAUUAUACUCAUAUUUCUACAAUAUUAAGUUAGUUAGUUCUUGAACCAUGUUAUGUUAUUGCUGUUGUGCCUAUAUUUUUUAAAAUUAUAUUAUUAAAAAAAUAUA
Messenger RNA from Spodoptera litura, 2415 nucleotides. Its product is annotated as lysosomal proton-coupled steroid conjugate and bile acid symporter SLC46A3. The record is from RefSeq and is a predicted model, not a curated record. Gene Ontology annotation, biological process: transmembrane transport. Gene Ontology annotation, cellular component: membrane. Gene Ontology annotation, molecular function: transmembrane transporter activity. NCBI's taxonomy places the organism in Eukaryota, Metazoa, Arthropoda, Insecta, Lepidoptera, Noctuidae.